Messenger RNA from Drosophila obscura, 2894 nucleotides. It is a transcript of the gene tmod, whose product is annotated as tropomodulin. Gene Ontology annotation, cellular component: myofibril. The transcript is spliced from 7 exons. Bases 442 to 2193 code for a protein of 583 amino acids. Gene Ontology annotation, molecular function: tropomyosin binding. Gene Ontology annotation, biological process: myofibril assembly; pointed-end actin filament capping. NCBI's taxonomy places the organism in Eukaryota, Metazoa, Arthropoda, Insecta, Diptera, Drosophilidae. The record is from RefSeq and is a predicted model, not a curated record.
CCGCCCAGAGAGGAAGCAUUGAAUGCACUAUACCCCCAAGAUCAGAUCCCAAAGGAUCCCGUCGUAAAUCGUACACCGUAAACCACAUAAUAGUAUAUCGUUCAGGAAAACGUGAUCGCGCAGUGAUCGUGAAGUGAGGAACGGCGCCCCACACUUGUUUAUAUAAUAAUCAGUGGCUGCCAACAGCCAAAAGUCAAAUACCGAAAAAAUAUAUUCAUUUCUGGCCGAUCCGAUUCUUUUCAGGCAACGAAAACGAGAACAUAACGAGAAAUAUCUCCUGUUGUUGUGUGUGUAAUUGUUGUACCAGUGAGUGCCAGUGCGUGUCAGUGGAUCGAUCCGGAGAGGAGAACGAACCAAGUGAAAGUGCUCCAAAGAAACCACAAGCAAAACGAAUCAAAUCCCAAGUAAAACCAAGAAAAUCCACACAAAUCCUGUCUAAUCAUGUCGGACAUUGAGGAUGUCUUUGGUGGCUCCGCCGAGGAGACCAAGCCGGAGCCGGAUGCGGAUACCAACGCCAACGCCGAUGCGGAAAGCAAGAGCAGCGUCGUUACCGAACGGACCGAGGAAGUCAUCCCUGGAGAGAUCGAGAAAAUGGUCACCGAGACCAUCGACGAGGAUGGAGACGUUGUGGAGGAGACAACUGAAGUCACCCGCAAGACGGUCAAGAGAACCAUGAAAAUCACUGAGACUUCAGCCACCACAAAGACAACCACGCUCACGACUCCCGCCAAGCUGUAUGGCAAGGAUCUGAGCGAGUACGAUGAUGUGGAUGUGGAGAGCCUGCUGGCCCAGCUCUCCCCUGAAGAGAUCACCAUACUGGCCAAAGAAGUGGAUCCUGAUGACAACUUCCUGCCGCCUGAUCAGCGCUGCAGCUACGAGUGCACCAAGGAUGCCACCGGUCCGCUCAAUCGCAAGCAGCUGAUCGAGCACAUCAACAAGCAGGCCAUCGAGACGCCCGACGAGCCGGAGUUCGAGCCGUAUGUCCAGGGUAAGGUGCGUGGCAAGAAGUGGGUGCCACCACCGAGGGACGCCCGCGAGAUCGAGGCCGAGGAACAGAUUGCCAUUGACAUGGGCGACGAGUAUGAGCACGCGCUGAACGACGCCACGCAGGAGGAGAUCAUCGAUCUGGCCGCCAUCCUGGGCUUCCACUCGAUGAUGAACCAGGACCAGUACCACGCCUCGCUGCUCAACAAGGGCCAGCCCGUGGGCAUGGGCUGGGACGGCAUCACAAAGUCCACGCAGCAGAAGCUCUUCCCCAUGGACCCGCCCAACGGCACCGACGUGGAGGAGUCGAUCAAGCGCGUCAAGGACGACGACUCCAAGCUGGUUGACUUGAACUUGAACAACAUAAAGAACAUCUCGGACGAGAAGCUCGAACAACUCUUCGCCGCACUGCCUCAGAACGAACAUCUGGAAGUCCUCUCGCUGACAAACGUCGGCCUGACCGACAAGACAGCUCUCCUGCUCGCGGAGGCGAUCGAGAAGAGCAAAACCCUGAGAGUAUUAAACGUCGAGACCAACUUCAUCAGUCCGCCCGUGAUUGUGAAGCUGGUGCAAGCCCUGCUCAAGUGCCACACCAUCGAGGAGUUCAGGGCUUCCAAUCAGCGAUCUGCGGUGCUGGGCAACAAGAUCGAGAUGGAGAUCACCGAUCUGGUGGAGAAGAACCCCUCGCUGCUGCGACUCGGCUUGCAUCUGGAGUUCAACGAUGCUCGCCACCGCGUGGCCGCUCACCUCCAGCGCAACAUCGACAGAAUCUUCCGCGUCCAGAAGCUCAAACCCCAGCUGCCGAAGCUGAUAUUGCCCGGCAACAUGGAGAUCGAGCGCGAGAUCCGCUAUCCGAUCUCGGCAACGCCCACGCCGUCGCCCUCACCAUCGCCGCAGCCGCCGCCGGACUACGAUGUGGAGGUCGAUCCCGACAACAUGGUCAUCCGUGGCGGCGGCGGUGGCGAUGCCUUCGAUCCGGAAUUCGACCCGGACAACAUGGUGGUGCCCGGCAGUCGUUCCGUCACGCCCAACUACGAUGACGAGGGCGUCUAUCAAGCGCACACUUGGACGUCAGCGUCGCAUGGGGCACCUGAGCAGGAACUACACCAUUGGCAUGUGGCAAUAGGAGGCAGUAGCUGGAAUCCAACGGACACUGGAACACACAGAUGCCACUCUACUACAUACAUAUGCAAUCGUGCAAUAGUCUAAACAUAAUGUUCCCAAAAUUAUUGUUGUUCUUACGAGGUGUUCCGAGGUGGUGCCCUGUUCAUCCCUGUUCAAUGUUUGUUGCGUUCUUCAGAUUGAUUUCGGUUCGAGUUUGUUUGUGUUCGGUUCACAUGCAUAUGCAUAAUCAUUUGUUUGUUACUUUUGUUGGGCGAAUGUUGAUGUCACACAUAGAUACACACACACAAACACACACAUGUGGAGAUAGACAGCAGUCGAGUAGUGGAGUGUGGACUCUAAAGAAAUUCUUUCCUUAAGCAAUUGCUCUUGACGUUUACGCUGCAGCCUCACACACACACGCCCUCUGCGCAGAUCAUUUUCUUUAUUUUAUUUUAUUAUAUUUUAUUAUACAAUCUGUCCUUUUAUACGGCAUUACCAACCGUUUGCGGGAUAAUGCCACACGAUUUUUAGUUUUAGUCGCACUAUUGAGGAAUAUCUUCAUGGAUGCACGCAGUACACACACAUACACAUAAUACCUAUAUACACUACUAUAUAUAUAUGAUACAUAUAUAGCCAUGGUCUCUGAAACAAUUACUGCUAUGCUAUUGAAUUAUGAAAUUGCUUAAACAUAAAUUUAACUUAUUGUUAAACACACAAUACAAAACAAAAGAAACACUACAAUACAAAGGAAAUACAAACGAUUGUAUAAUGUAAUGAUAUAUCGUACUUUAUAUGACAUAAUGCAA